This is a messenger RNA of Octopus sinensis (East Asian common octopus), 1543 nucleotides long. RefSeq names its product probable UDP-sugar transporter protein SLC35A4. The transcript is spliced from 12 exons. Gene Ontology annotation, molecular function: pyrimidine nucleotide-sugar transmembrane transporter activity. Bases 294 to 1340 code for a protein of 348 amino acids. NCBI's taxonomy places the organism in Eukaryota, Metazoa, Mollusca, Cephalopoda, Octopoda, Octopodidae. The record is from RefSeq and is a predicted model, not a curated record. Gene Ontology annotation, biological process: pyrimidine nucleotide-sugar transmembrane transport. Gene Ontology annotation, cellular component: Golgi membrane.
UCUUUCUCUCGCUCCCUCCCUUGUCACAUUAACAUCCAUGAAGAGGUCGCACGUGUGAAUAACAUCUCGGUUUAACUACCGUUACACAUAUUUUGUAUACAUAAAUCUAUGUAUAUAUUUACAUAUAUAUACACACGCGCUAGCAUUUCCAGACAUAAUGUAAAACAUCGUUUGUUGGUCAUUUCCUGAAAAAAAUCUUUCCAUGCAGUGGAAUAGAGAGAGACCUCUGCAGGCAACUAAUGAACAAUAAAUAACAAUUCCAGGAGUAUAUUUUAACCCUCAACUGUCUAGCAAUGAAGACUUUUAAAUCAUAUUCUGGCAUUAAAAUCAAAGUGGACUCAACACAAAGACGCUCAAUGAAGGAUACAACUGUUAAUAUUCCACUAUCAGGAGAUGAGAAGAAUGGCAAAGAACUUGUUAAUGGAUGCCUUUGGCGGAUUAUGCUUCUUUUUGGGGUGUUCAUAUAUGGAUCUUAUACAGUAUUGGUGCAUCUCUGUGAAAAAGAUGGCAAAAUUCCUUUUAGUUCUUCAUCAAUGGUUCUGAUCACAGAAAUAAUGAAGAUUGUGAUCUCUGUAACCUUAUUUUCCAUCGACAGCUGGAAAACUGGCUUCCAGGUUCCAUCUUUUUGGUUUUGUAUUCCAUUCGCAGUUCCAGCCAUUCUGUACUUCAUAAAUAACAACAUAGCUGUACAUAUGCAACUACAAAUGGACCCCACAACUUACCAGGUCUUGAGUAAUUUAAAAAUAGCCACUACAGCUUUAUUAUACCGGUUAAUUAUUAAACGGCCUAUAACAUCAAUACAGUGGAUAUCUCUUGGUUUGUUAACUGUUGCUGGUGUUUUUGACAGUUAUGGUGGCUUCCAAGCGAAAGGUGGUAAAACUGCUGGAGAAAUCCAUAUAUCUAUUAAAGGUUUAUUCAUGAUUGUCCUCUACUGCUUCAUUUCUGGACUCUCCGGGGUCUACACAGAGUAUAUUCUGAAACAAAAUUCUCAGAGUUCCCUUCAUUUGCAAAAUAUUUUAUUAUAUUCCUUUGGUAUUGUACUCAAUUUUGGUAUGUGGACAAUUCAAGCCAGCAAUCAUUAUGAAGAAAAAGAUAGUUUUUCCCUUUUCAAAGGAUAUUCUGUAUACACAUGGAUCAUUAUCAUUACUCAAGCUGUCAAUGGUCUCAUCAUGUCCGCCGUCAUGAAACACGCCAGCAACAUCACUCGUCUAUUUAUCAUCUCCUGUGCUAUGCUCAUCACCACUGUACUUUCCAUCCUCAUCUUCAAUCUCCAGCUGAACAUCUACUUUGGUUGUGCCUUCAUUUGUGUUAUUAUAGCCUUGGCUCUUUACCACACCUAAUGGCCUGGUGGGGUGGAGAGGCUGUCCCCUGGUCACAGUGGCGGCGGCAGUGGUGGUGGUGGUGUGGUGGUGGUGGUGGUGGUGGUUGGUGGUUGGUGGUAGUGGCGUCAGCGGCGGUAGUGGAGUUGGGAUUGAGUGAAAUUAGUCAUUUGGCCAUUGUUACAUGCAGUGUGUGAGGGGGGGGGUGCCUUGGGAGAGAGAGA